Molecule: messenger RNA, 6772 nt
Organism: Toxotes jaculatrix (banded archerfish)
Lineage: Eukaryota; Metazoa; Chordata; Actinopteri; Toxotidae
Gene: mecp2
Product: methyl CpG binding protein 2
Exons: 5
Coding region: 55-3126 (1023 amino acids)
Biological process (GO): negative regulation of transcription by RNA polymerase II
Cellular component (GO): heterochromatin; nucleus
Molecular function (GO): double-stranded methylated DNA binding; chromatin binding; methyl-CpG binding
Source: RefSeq, a predicted model, not a curated record
GGCGUGGUUGAGAAAGGAGGCCAGACUGACAUAUAAGGGAAACAUUUAUUUGUCAUGAAUGUUGUUUUUCACAGGGAGGAGGGUCAAGAGGGAGAGGAGGGAGCUGCCGACCCCCAGCCCCCCACCAGAGAGAGAGACAGGUCCCACAGCAAGACCAAGAAGGCCCGCAGGGAGCGUCGCCAUGCUGACCGGGGGACAGAGACCACAUCAACGGCUACAACAGUCCGACUGCAGUCACAGACAGGGGCGGAGCCACAGAGCAAGCAGGUGUUGGAGCCGGUGGCAGGCCCGUCAGAGCCAGGGUCAGAAUCUGUGGGCGGCAGUGAGUCCGCAGGUUCACCCAGGCAGCGGCGCUCCAUCAUCCGGGACCGCGGACCGCUGUACGACGACCCAUCGCUGCCUGAAGGCUGGACUCGCAAACUCAAACAAAGAAAGUCUGGACGUUCUGCGGGGAAGUUUGAUGUCUAUCUGAUCAACUCGGAAGGGAAGGCAUUUCGUUCCAAGGUGGAACUUAUUGCCUACUUCCAGAAGGUCGGCGACACAACCACUGACCCCAACGAUUUUGAUUUCACUGUCACUGGACGUGGAAGCCCCUCCCGGCGUGAGAAGCGUCCCCCCAAAAAAACGAAGGUGGUGAAACCAUCUGGACGAGGCCGUGGGCGACCCAAAGGCAGUGGGAAGAUGCGGCAAGCUACAGAGGGCGUGGCCAUGAAGCGCGUGGUUGAGAAAACUCCGGGCAAACUGCUGGUCAAGAUGCCCUUCAGCAAGGCAGAGUCCUCCACUGGCACCACCUCCACUGCCUCAAAGAUGGUGUCUCCUGCCCUGGUGCCCAAGUCCCGUCCCGGGAGGAAAAGGAAAUCAGAACAGGAACUUCCGCCCCCGCCACAAACUGCCCCCAAGAAACGGGGCAGGAAACCAGCCUCGACUUCAGCGGCAUCAUCAGUUGCCACAGCAUCCACCUCCUCGGCAUCAGCCUCUGGUAGCUCAACACCUGGGAGCUACACUGCCGCUGCCAUCUUAGCGGCUGAGGCCAAACGGAGAGCAGCCAAGGAGUCUUCCACCAAACCUGUUGUCCAGGAAACAGCUCUGCCAAUCAAAAAACGCAAAACAAGAGAGACUGUGGAGGAGAGGGAGAGUGUUCAGACUCCAGCUGCUACGACAGCUGAGACUGGAAGGAGGGCCACAGCAGAGGGGGAAGAAGCUGUUGGGGAGGGGACCCCAACUUCAGAGCCUCAGGCUACCCAAUCUGAGCAGAGCCAAUCACAAUCACAGAAGCAGCCCACUGCUUUAGAAGAAAGCCAAUCACAUGGACACAAGACACAUAAAGGAAGGAAGCACAAGGAGAAAACGGGAAUAACAGCUGGUGAUGGAGGAGGCAGAGGAGAGGAAGUGGGUGAAGAUGUAGGCGAUAAGGGAGUAGAGGAAGGAGGAAGGAGUAGCAGCAGCAGCAGUAGCAUUAGUCCAUCAAAAAGCCACAAAAGGAAGGACCGGCCACCUCACAAACACCACCAUCAUCAUCACCACCACCAUCAUCAUCAUCGCCACCAACAGUCCUCUGCCUCCACAUUGGAUCAGCCUCCUCCUCCUGUUCCUCCUCCUCCAGCCUCUGGACACCCAGCACCCUCCAGCCAGUCCAGGCCUGAAGUUGAGUCCCAGACUGUACCUCUGAUCACCACCCAACAAACGCUGCACACCCAGCAAGCUCCUUCCAGACCACAGUCCAAGUCUGUGCCUCAGUCCCUGCCUGAACCUCGGCAUCCUCCCCCUCAACCACGCCAUCAAGGUCAACCCCGUCCCCAACACCAUCCACAGAUCCAGUCUCCCAGUCAGCCCCAAGCCGCACCUCGAUAUCCAGCACCCCAGUCUUCUCCAACCAGGCAUGUCCUGCCCCAGCCACGACCCCAGCAACCCCCGUCCCAAACCCACGGUCAGGCCCAGGCGUCCCCCCAAAAAGCCCAGACACAGCCUGUCCAGUCCCAAGGCCAGCACCAAACCCAGCUUCAGGCUCAGCAUGCUCCACCUCAGCCACACCCUCCUCAGUCCCCAUCCAUUCUGCAUGUUCAUCCUCCCCAAACAAGGCAUCCGCAUCCACAAACCCAGUCCUCCACAGCACUCCAACCUCAAACCCUGCCCAGGCACCCAUCUCAACCUCAAAGCCAGCUCAAACAGCAAUCUCAAUCCCAGCCCCGGCAGUCACUGCAGCCUCAACUCCAACCCCAGGCCAGGACCCCAACCCAACUUCAGACUCAAUCCCAGUCCAGAACCCUAGCCCAAACUCAGCCUCAACUGCAGCCCAGAACCCCUGCCCAAAUGCAGCCUCAAACCCAGCCCAGAUCUCCAACCCAAACUCAGCCUCAACUGCAGUCCAGGACCUCAGCCCAAAGUCAGCCCCAACAGCAGUCCAGGACCUCAGCCCAAAGUCAGCCUCAACAGCAGUCCAGGACCCCAGCCCAAUCUCAACCUCACUUGCAACCCAGGCAUCAAGCGCAGCCCCACGUACAGAUGAGACACCCUUCGCAACACCAACUCCAGUCUCCGUACAGACCACAACCCAGACAGUCUCUCUCCCAGCCUAGGCCAGCCCAGUCCCAAGCACAACCACACUUUCAGCGGAUUCAAACACAGCUGUGCCCUCAGCCUCACCCUCAGCUCAACAGGCCCCAUGUGCAGCACCUCUCAUCCCACCGGUCAUCUCCCAGCCUAACCAGGACCAAUCUGGUCCCUGCUCAGCAGAACCAGAGUGAACAGCCCCAAGAUUUGAGCACGACGCGGCCUGGCCGAGGCAGCCUGCCACCGAGCCGAGAUGUCAGUGUGGAAGAUGUCAGGGUGGAGGGGAGAGGGGAGUCAGCCGUGACAUCGGAAAGCAGAGAGGUUUUAGGAGGAGAAAGAGGAUCAAACAGCACCUCCAGGCCUCCCAGCUCCAUGCCUACUGGACCUCCUGGAGUAGCCGGGGCCAGUGUCGGCCUUGUCCCUGGGGCAGACGGUAGGGCCAGGCUCCGGGCAGAGCCAGAGGCAGCAGGUGAGGGCAGGGAGCUCAGAGACAUCGUCCCCCAGUCCGCCGUCCCGUGCCCCAGCCGAGAGGAAACCGUAGAGUCACGGACUGCCGUCAGCGAAAGAGUCAGCUGAUUGGUUGGGCCAGUGAACAGGCUGACUGAUCGGUAGACUGACGGACUGAGUCAGCACCAGGUGGAAGACGAGUGUAACUGGGCUGUUCAUGGAGGUUUAAUGUUUUUACACUGUUUUCAGAUAGAAGGAUAGCGUCACACAGAGCUGGUAGGACUGUUGCAGCUUCUGCUCCGUCUGAUUCUGUCUGGAGACUCUGUAAAGUUCCGGAUUAGAGAACUGACCCGGACAGCUGGAGAGGAGAACGGAUGGUGUCUUUUUCUAGGAAAAACAAACGAAAAGGAAAAACCGAUAAAAAAGUGUGUGUGUAUAUAUAAUCAAAAGGCAGCUGUUGUGUCCCGCUAGUCUCCGUGGGGAGGGGGGGAGUAGUUUGGAACUAAAAACCGACGCUUAACAACACAUUACUCUGAACAAAACGUUGCUUCCGGAAUAUAACCUGGUUUUUUUUUUUCAAAUUUUUUAUUUUGAUAGUUUAUUGUUUUGUCUCUGUUAUACAGCUUUAAACUCUGAUAUUAUUGACUGACGGUCCCUUACUCAUCGCCUUGCUGCUGACUGACAGUCCCUUAUUUAAAGUCCUGUUCUUAACUGACGGUCUCUCACUAAAAGUCCUCCUAUUGACUGACAGUCCCUCACUGAAACUAGUCCUUGACUGAAAGCCUCAGAGGUGAUGUGGGGCGGCGGUUUGCACCUUAAACUGGUUUCUUGAAAAUCUCACAAUUGUUUUCCUCCUCAUUUUCCAUUAAACCUACAACAAGCAAAGGGGGGGGGUCAGUAAUGUUUUCCAUCCACUUCCAGACUGCCCCCAGGUACAGGUAGCCAAUCUGUUUGUAUCAAAUCCAUGACUCUACAUAGACCUCAUUCUGAAUGGAGUCUUUGAAACCCAUUAUCGUUUGAAAUAUUUGAUGAACUUGAGGAGUUCUCGAUUCGUCCUGUCAGACACUGAAACCUGAACAACAGAUGAGUCAGUUGUUUGAUAAGAAAACCUCCAGCACUCCUCAUUUGUCUUUCAAGUAUUUCAAGCGACGUGUUCUUCCAGUUUAGAGAUUCUUCCAUACUGGUCUUCAUUGAUUCUGUUGGUAUUCUGUUUGGUAGUCUUUUUGUUUCCAAAGGAAGCACUUUUAAUAUCAAACCAAACCCACUUUUACAGUAGCUUUAUUUUAGUUUUUAGUCUUAAUGAAAGAGUGGGAGAUGGACUCACUGUUUAUUGUUUCUUCGUGUUGAAUGUCUGGAACAGUUUGCACUCCUCCAGUUUGUACAAUCAACCGCCUGCAUGUCGCUCAGAGACCCUGCAGGCAUUCAGCUGGAGACACGUACGCAGGGGUCGACCUCGUCGAGGUUUUACUGUCCAUCGUGUUGGUGUUCUGCAGAAGUAAAACCUUGAACGAGGUCUGGUUCAGGUUCAUACGGAGUCAGAUGGGCUGGAGACGGCAACGCAAAACUAUUAAUUGAGCAGAAAACUAACUUUGAGUCUGUAAGUCCAGAUUUGAGAGCGUGAAGGAGAGAUUCACGAGCGCAGAACAAGUCAAGACAAGUGCGGCCGAUAUUCAAAGCUGGAGUUAGUGAGCGCAGGACUCGUGUUCUUAACUGCUCUCACUUUCAGUAGCUGGCAAACACAAUAAUACAGAGCAGGUGCCAUCGGAAUAAAAAACUAGGGAAUAGUGUGAAGAAAAAGCAACAUGGCCACAGUUACAGGUACUGGCAGGAUCAGGAAGUCCUCAUGAAAGGUUUCAUCUGUUUCAUGUUCGAAUGGAGCAGAGAAACGCGGUUCUCGUGCUGCGCUCCUGGCUGCUCGGCGCAGGACAGGGAUGUUAGCUCGCAGUGGAUUGGUGAACAUGUGAAUAUGUUUCUGCCUGGUCAGUGACAUGAGGUCAGUUUGUUACUGUUCAGCUCUGCAAAGCCACAAAACACGUCUUUAGUCUUUUAGUAGCAGUACCAAGAGUGACCACUGACAACGACGCACCACUUCUGUUAACUCAUCCACGAGUGGAAGCCAGAGCGGAUCAUCUCAGGGUGUUUCCAGUCCUGUAGGUGGUUUGUUCUGGUCUGAACCUGUGGAUGAGUUGAUGAACACUUCUCAGUCACACGAACAAAGUCCUAAAGAAGCUCCCACCGGCCUCAGGUCACUGGUAUCCUGGGAGUAUACACCUGAGUUUGAUUUAAAUCUGCUGCUGCCCCCACUGGCCAUGUGUUGAACUGCAUUUUGUGAUGUGUAUUGUUCAGUUAUGAGGAUGUGCAAAACCAAUACUGGACCACGUUCACAACACAAGCUGCAGAAUUGAUUUGGGGCUGGAUUGAGGCUACAUCCUCUUAAGAGCUGGAGUACGACUGCUGAGUUCAGCCCAAACAAACGGUACCAACCGGACUGAGCAGGUCUGAAAGUUCCCUUCAGCCUGAGAGACUCGGCUGGAUUCUGGGGCAAAACAUGAGAUGAUUUUGCUUCCACACAUUUAAACAGUCUGUUUGGUUCAGUUCUUCUUCUGCUGCUUCUUGCUCAGAUGACUCAAAGGCCCCGCCUAGUGGCAAAAACCAUGUAGCACACCCACAAACAUCAGAGCUUAAACAAAGAAACUGAACCUUAGUCAGAAAAACGUGGCAGAAACAUUACGACAGAAACGCUGCAGAUAUUUAGACAAUGAAACUGCAAAUUAAAGUAAAUUACACUAAAACAGCUGGAGCAACAGGAAACAGUCUCCGUGGUUAUGGAAUUCAUCCAGAAUCCGUUUUCUCAGCAGCAACAUCUUUCCAUGAACGUGAAGCUCUGUGAUUGGUGGUCUGUUGGUGAAAUGCAUGUUGGGAGUCGUAGUUGACUUCUCUCAGUUUUUCUGUAGCUCUGACAUGGAUUUCCUUGUGACGUUCGUGUGUGAGGAACGUGAGGAAAGCCGCCGUUAGCUCCUCGGCUCAGGCGUGUUCUGCGUGUCUGAAUCUCUCUCGGAUCUGAACUUACAGCUUCUGUUUGAAUGUUAACGCUCAGUCGUUCUGAUAUCAGUAAACUUUACUCUGCACCUUAGUCUCUGAUUUCUCUGUGUGGGGGGGUUGGGGGGGGGGCUCCAGCACUUUAGCAAUGACAUUGGAAAAUUGAGCUUUUCACCCACAACCAGAAAAAAGUGAAUGUCUUCAUCCUGGAUAAAAUAAAUGUGCCUCGUUCUUUAAAGUUCUCGUCCAGUCACCUUUUUGCAUCAUGAUGACCUCAUACAGGUGACACUGUUUCUAUCCACCUGAGCCUCCUCCCCCCUGCGUACGCGGCGCUCCGCCUGCUGCCCAGUCUGCUCAGAGCAGUGAACCUGUUAGCAUGCAGUCUCUCACGCAGCUGCAGAAAUCAAACAUCCCUCUGUGAACGGACUCACUCCACAGGACUCGACCCGGCACAAACUACAGUAACCAGCCACCAUAUUGCAUGUUCCAGAGUUUAGUGCCUAUAAUAUUGUGCGUCUUGCCAGAAGCCACCAUGUCAGCCAAGCCAUGUUGUGUUUCUAGACUUAGUAGUGAUGUGUGUGGUGACUUCAUAGUUGCUAAUAUUGAGGAUGAAUAUUCUGCUUUUACUCUGGUUGGAAUUCAGUGGAAACUCCAAUACACUGUCGCUGUAGACAAAACUAGUUUUUACCUGUUUUCUUAUUUUUCUUUCUAACUAAAAGCGUUUGUUGUCCCCUGA